GAAGAAAAAGGCUCGAGGGCGGAAGGGGAAAAAACUUUAUUAUUAUUGUUUUUUCCCUUAUUUUCUCUCUGGAGCAGAAGUGAAGGGCUGACUGCGUCAGCGCGAAGAGAGCCGGGCGCGACCCCAGCCCGCUGCGCGCGGAGGCGCUGGGCCCCCGAGGCCCGAAAGGGCGCCUGGCAUGUGGGACCCACAGGACUUUGAGCGCCACUGGCGGGCCGAGUUCCCUGGGGAGGAGGUGCCCGUUAUGCAGCUGGACUCGGUGCUGGACAUGGAACGCGAGCUGGAGCGCAGCAAACUCAAACUGAAGUGGCUGCAACAGGUGCUGGCCGAGGAGAAGUUCAAGGCCGUCUACCUGCAGGCGGCCCUGGAGAAGCGGGACCUCGGCUGCGGGCGCCCGGAGGGCGGACUCGGCGACUGCGGGGGGGCCUCUGCGGAGGAGCCGGCGCCGGCCCGACCGGAGCGGGAGCCGCCGCCGCGGCCGCCGCGCGAGAAGGAGGGCGCAGCGGGCGGCGGUGAUGGAGACCACAGGGGCCCCUCGCUUCCCGACCCGGCGGUGGCCGCCAGGACCGAGAGUACCCGCUACGCGUGCCUGGACCUUCCCACGUGGCCCCGGGCGGCGGGGGCCGGGGGCGCGGUGCGCAGCCUGACCGCUGCCAUCCACCAGCAGCUCCUGCAGCCUCGCCUCCUCUUCAGGCCCCGGGAGGACUGCGCGCCCCCUGGCCACCAUGGCACGGCUCCCAGCGCCAGUGGAGAGGAGCGGUCCGCCGGGCUCCGCGCGGGGCGGGGCUCGGAGGAGGGCGAGGCGGACGCCGCCUCGGGCGCGGAUGAUGGGGGCGACAGCAGUGACCACGAUUUCGAGAUGGUGGAUCUCAACGAGAAAUUCGCCCUCAGCCAGUUGCUUGUGGCCCCUUGCCGGCCCGGGACCUGCGAUGAGGCCGAAAAGCCGGCGCGGGCGUACGGUUCCCAUCGCUUGAUGCACCUGAUCCUCGGGGGCCGGCGGCAGGUGCGCGGGAGUCGGGACCUGGAGCAACUGGAGGCAGAGGCCAAGGACGGGCGGGGCUCGCCCCCGGCGGCAGAGGAGCCCCCCCGGCGUCGGGCUCGCGAGCACCUCCCCCAGUGGCGGCGCAAGAGGUUCCUAGGGCUGCCCGAGCGGGACUCGCCCAGCCACAGCUCGCCCGAGAGGGGCAGUGACUGCAGCCGCAACAGCUCCGACCACGAGGACGGCUCCUUUCCAGACUUCAGCUACGGGGCGGACGACUACGACGCAGAGGGGAAUGAGGAGCAGAAGGGGCCCCCGGAGGGCUCGGAGACCAUGCCGUACAUCGACGAGUCGCCCACCAUGUCGCCGCAGCUCAGCGCCCGGAGCCAGGGCGGCGGGGACAGCAUCUCCCCCACCCCACCCGAGGGGCUGGCACCUGGGGUGGAAGCAGGGAAGGGCCUGGAGAUGAGGAAGCUGGUUCUCUCAGGGUUCCUGGCCAGCGAAGAGAUCUAUAUUAACCAGCUGGAAGCUCUGUUGCUGCCCAUGAAACCUCUGAAGGCCACUGCCACCACCUCCCAGCCCGUACUCACCAUCCAGCAGAUCGAGACCAUCUUCUACAAGAUCCAGGACAUUUACGAGAUCCACAAGGAGUUCUAUGACAACCUCUGCCCCAAGGUGCAACAAUGGGACAGCCAGGUCACCAUGGGCCACCUCUUCCAAAAGCUGGCCAGCCAGCUUGGUGUGUACAAAGCAUUUGUGGAUAACUAUAAAGUUGCUCUGGAGACAGCUGAGAAGUGCAGCCAGUCCAACAACCAGUUCCAGAAGAUCUCCGAGGAACUCAAGGUGAAAGGUCCCAAGGACUCCAGGGACAGCCACACGUCAGUCACUAUGGAAGCUCUGCUCUACAAGCCCAUUGACCGAGUCACCAGGAGCACCCUGGUCCUACACGACCUGCUGAAGCACACACCUGUGGACCACCCAGACUACCCGCUGCUACAGGAUGCCCUCCGCAUCUCCCAGAACUUCCUGUCCAGCAUCAAUGAGGACAUCGACCCCCGCCGGACUGCAGUCACAACCCCCAAGGGGGAGACGCGGCAACUGGUGAAGGACGGCUUCCUGGUGGAAGUCUCGGAGAGCUCCCGGAAGCUGCGGCACGUCUUCCUCUUCACCGACGUCCUCCUGUGCGCGAAGCUAAAGAAGACAUCAGCGGGGAAGCACCAGCAAUAUGACUGCAAAUGGUACAUCCCCCUGGCUGACCUAGUGUUUCCAUCCCCUGAGGAGUCUGAAGCCAGUCCCCAGGUGCACCCCUUCCCCGACCACGAGCUGGAGGACAUGAAAAUGAAGAUCUCUGCCCUUAAGAGUGAAAUCCAGAAGGAGAAAGCCAACAAAGGACAGAGCCGGGCCAUCGAACGCCUGAAGAAGAAGAUGUUUGAGAACGAGUUCUUGCUGCUGCUCAAUUCCCCCACAAUCCCAUUUCGGAUCCACAAUCGGAAUGGAAAGAGCUACCUGUUCCUACUGUCCUCAGACUAUGAGAGGUCAGAGUGGAGAGAAGCAAUUCAGAAACUGCAGAAGAAAGAUCUUCAGGCCUUUGUCCUGAGCUCAGUGGAACUCCAGGUGCUCACAGGAUCCUGUUUCAAACUUAGGACUGUACACAACAUUCCUGUCACCAGCAAUAAAGACGAUGACGAGUCUCCAGGACUCUAUGGCUUCCUCCAUGUCAUCGUCCAUUCUGCCAAGGGGUUUAAGCAGUCAGCCAACCUGUACUGUACCCUGGAGGUGGAUUCCUUUGGCUACUUUGUCAGCAAAGCCAAAACCAGGGUGUUCCGGGACACAACGGAGCCCAAGUGGGAUGAGGAGUUCGAGAUUGAGUUGGAGGGCUCUCAGUCCCUGAGGAUCCUGUGCUACGAGAAGUGCUAUGACAAGACCAAGGUCAACAAGGACAACAAUGAGAUCGUGGAUAAAAUCAUGGGCAAAGGGCAGAUCCAGCUGGAUCCACAGACUGUAGAAACCAAGAACUGGCACACGGAUGUGAUUGAGAUGAAUGGGAUCAAAGUGGAAUUCUCCAUGAAAUUCACCAGCCGAGACAUGAGCCUGAAGAGGACCCCCUCCAAAAAGCAGAGCGGCGUCUUCGGUGUGAAGAUCAGCGUGGUGACCAAGCGGGAGCGCUCCAAGGUGCCCUACAUCGUGCGGCAGUGUGUGGAGGAGGUGGAGAAGCGGGGCAUUGAGGAGGUUGGCAUCUACCGGAUAUCAGGGGUGGCCACAGACAUCCAGGCGCUGAAGGCCGUCUUCGAUGCCAAUAACAAGGACAUCCUGCUGAUGCUGAGCGACAUGGACAUCAACGCCAUCGCCGGUACCCUCAAGCUCUACUUCCGGGAGCUGCCCGAGCCCCUCCUCACAGACCGACUGUACCCCGCCUUCAUGGAGGGCAUUGCCCUGUCAGACCCUGCUGCCAAGGAGAACUGCAUGAUGCAUCUGCUCCGCUCCCUGCCCGACCCCAACCUCAUCACCUUCCUCUUCCUGCUGGAACACUUGAAAAGGGUUGCUGAGAAGGAGCCCAUCAACAAAAUGUCCCUUCACAACCUGGCUACCGUGUUUGGCCCCACAUUACUGAGACCCUCGGAAGUGGAGAGCAAAGCACACCUCACGUCGGCCGCCGACAUCUGGUCCCACGACGUCAUGGCGCAGGUCCAGGUCCUCCUCUACUACCUGCAGCACCCUCCCAUCUCCUUCGCAGAACUGAAGCGGAACACACUGUACUUCUCCACCGAUGUGUAGCCCGAGGUGGGAGCGGCUGUCGGCAGGGGGCGGCCCCGAGCCAGCCUCUCCAGCCGGGGACCCAACCCAGACUUGAAGGACUGCAACAGAGAACUCCCAAACCCAGCGCUCCACACUCCAAGGGACAGAGAUUUCCAAGAACUGGAAGACGUGUAUCUUUUGUGCCACCUUGUACAAAGCCAGCCGACCCGGCCCCGGCCCCGCCACGCACCCCGGCUCUGCCCUGCGUUCCUCUAGUCGUGUCUAAUGCUCCGUGCUGUUCGGGAAUUGUUUUACGUCUAUUUGUCAUGCAGAAAAGGUAGUGACCGACCUGGUGUGGGCACACAGGCAGCCUGCUUUGUUCUUUCAUUUCCUCCAACACUUUCUUUCCUCCUGAGUCCGGUCCAAGGGCUUUUAUUCUGCGCUCUGUAACUGCUGCCAGCUUCGCCUCUCUUGGCCCUGCUCCCAGAUCGCAGUCUCCUGGCGGCCUCCCCUCGGUCUUCCUCCACCCUGUCCUCCCUGCCUCCCCCAGCCUGCCUGCAUGCAUUUGCAGCUUUGGUUUUUGAUCCAUCACCUCGAAAGUUCUGAGGAGGCCCUGGGCAGCGGUGGCGGGGACUGGCCGGUCUGAUGCUGCCGCCCCCCACCCUCUCCUUGCCCCCCUCACCUGUGGAGGCACGCCUGUCCGCCUUGCUGCCUGUGCAAAUGUGGACAAGGAGACAGACUCGCACUGAUCCUCGGCUCUGCACAGGCUGGAGAGCAGAUUGCUGGGAUUUUCCACCUGAGAACCUCCAUUUCUGGGGUUUAUCUGUUCGUCUUCAGUCCCAGUGAGGCACCUUUGACUGUUUCUUCUACUGCUUUUCAGUUUCUUUUCUCCUGCUGUUCUAUUUUCUUUUGAGUGUAGAGACUCACCAGAGACCUGCUAUCAAGGCAGCCAGAGGGUCAGGAAAGAAUUGGGGGAGGUGGGAGGGUCAGGUUGCCAAGGAGACAGAGCAAGUGGGCUGUUGAGAGGAGCGCCAGGGAGCGCUGGGCAUCCUGGGCUAGGAGCAAGGAGUUGUGGUGGCUUUGCUGGUGGAGCCAGGCUUCUGGGAGGGCAACCACGAGGGCUGAAGCAGGUGUCUCAAAACAGGCAGGCUCCGUCCGAGAGGGCUAGUCCUUCCUGGUGCCUCCCGUACCUCGUGGUACCUUUGCCUUAGACGUUACACACUUUCUCCACAGCCAAGCACUGCCAUGGGGCAGCCCCCACGGCCACGUGCGCCCCAAGGCCUGGGGAAGUCAGGCGUGGUCCAGCAGUAGCCAGCCGUCACGGUGCUGCCUCCCACCCCCAGCUUCUGAACGCAGCCUUGUGGGUGAACUCGGGGGAACUCCAGGAGUUGGGGUUGUGCCAGGUACCUGCCUCUCUCGGGACUGGGUUUUGCAGGGGACCCUGGUGGUGAUGCUUGACUCAUCCGCAGGGUCUGAUCCCUGCGUUGAGGGCCGCUGCUCAGUACUGGGAAGGAGUGAGAAGUGCCCCCAAAAUGCAAUUUCUUCUCUCCUGAGCAGCACUGCUGGCCUCCAGCAGUUCAGGCACUCCUGGCGGCAGGGGCUGGAGCUACAGUACACGGCUUCCCGGCUCUCCUCUGUGUCAAGAGACUAGAUUCCAAGCCCUGGGGAUUGGAGAGAAGAGCUCCCCCUAGCUUGAGCUCAGGGCAGUUUUAAAGAAGGAUCUGGGGCCCCUGAGGACUUAGCACCAGCUCAGUGAGAGGAAGGGCCCCUUCUUGUCUGGUUUAUACCUGUGGCCUGGGCGUGAGCAGAACGGUACACAUUCUGUGCACAUCGGAGGAUAGAUGCCCCAGAGGAGAGAGGAACUGACGCCCUGGCUGCCUGCUAAGCAGCUGAGGAGCCCCACUCCCUAAGAUAAGGGGCUUGGGCCACAGGUGGAGAAAGAAUGCUGGAGUCUGAACAUCCCCCAUCUGACCAUCCCUGGAACCUGCUCGACACUUGGGGGCCGGCAGGUGGCCUGGAAGGUUCUUGCUUCCACGGCCACUAACUGGAAUGAAUUGGAGCCCCACCUAGAGCUAUUUACAGCCCCUAAUGGGUGCCUCCUGCCUUCCCCAAACUAGGGACGUGUGCCUCUCAGCAUCAGGUAGCUACUGCAGCCCCCAACCUCUUAGGUAAUGAGAAUGGGAGGAAUGCUGGAAGGGCUGAGAAAUGGAAAAGGCUCAGAAUAUUUAUCAACUCAACCCCCAGAAUCGGGAGGGGUGGGUACCAGACCUGGACUAAGCUGCGCUGAGGGAACAGCCUGUGGGUUCUCCUGAGAGACAGGGACUGUGCAGAACCCCAGCCACUGUGCCCAGCAGGGCAGGCUGUGCCAACAGGAGCCCACAGACAGGCUACAGGAAUCCACACACCUGUCCUUGCUGGCAAUGGCCGCGGGCUGCCGGUGUUGUGCUGUUACAGGUAUGAUGGGACCCUUCAUUAAUAUUUGACUUUCAUAAGUUGGUAAGGAUAUAUUUUUCUUUGGUCUAUGUUCUGUUUCAACUUAUGUAGAUUAUUAUAAAUUGAUGUAAGCCACGUGAGAAGAAAAUGUUAAUUAAAAAAAAAAACCUGCAAAGCCCUGACAUUUGCACAACUCA
Messenger RNA from Cervus elaphus (red deer), 6345 nucleotides. It is a transcript of the gene ABR, whose product is annotated as ABR activator of RhoGEF and GTPase. Gene Ontology annotation, molecular function: protein serine/threonine kinase activity; GTPase activator activity; guanyl-nucleotide exchange factor activity. The record is from RefSeq and is a predicted model, not a curated record. Bases 179 to 3754 code for a protein of 1191 amino acids. Gene Ontology annotation, biological process: positive regulation of GTPase activity; intracellular signal transduction; protein phosphorylation. The transcript is spliced from 23 exons. Gene Ontology annotation, cellular component: membrane. NCBI's taxonomy places the organism in Eukaryota, Metazoa, Chordata, Mammalia, Artiodactyla, Cervidae.